Molecule: messenger RNA, 234 nt
Organism: Cetraspora pellucida
Lineage: Eukaryota; Fungi; Glomeromycota; Glomeromycetes; Diversisporales; Gigasporaceae
Source: the annotation of a GenBank genome assembly
GCAAUUGUCUUUCAAUCUGGAUUUGCAGUAACAACUCAAAGUAGUGGUCUAUGUCACUUACAUAUUCAAUGCAAACAUGAUAUUAAAGAAAAAUGUGUUGGUGCUUAUACAAGUCAAAUUAUAUAUUUUGAAACAACAACUACUCAACAUGUUAAAGGCAUUCAUUCUGCUAUGAAACAUGCUAUUGAAACAUUUGAAAGUUUAAUAAGAUCUUUUAAGUUGAUAGAUAGAUAG